Molecule: messenger RNA, 4128 nt
Organism: Puntigrus tetrazona (Sumatra barb)
Lineage: Eukaryota; Metazoa; Chordata; Actinopteri; Cypriniformes; Cyprinidae
Product: E3 ubiquitin-protein ligase SH3RF1-like
Molecular function (GO): protein binding
Source: RefSeq, a predicted model, not a curated record
AUAAAGUAUAUGCAUACUAUAGCCUAUACUGCAGAAAUGGUAAGUGUGUAUAGAAUUGUGCUAUUAAGAGCAUAUUGAGGUUCAGCUGGUGAAAUUGCAUGUCUUUCCAUUUAAACCUGCUACUACAGGAAAUGUGUAAAAAUCCCCCUGCAGUGAUCCCUGUGAAAUGUGACACUACAUGGCGCGGGCGGAGAUUAUAAACAAACUAUUCGCCAAUGAACGACGUUAGCUACGUCUAAACCGAAUCGGCUCCAGAAACGCAUUUUGCUUAUUCGUGACGAUCAAACUCGCAGCUUUUCACUUGCCGUGCAUCUAACACGCAGGAGCCGAGGCUGCGAGCGGCUGACGCGUUCUCCCCGCUGCGCGUUUUGAAAAUCCUCCCUCCCGACUACCCGUCCGCUGCCGUGUCCCGCAGUAUCCACGGGGCUGGUCAUGGCGCUCGGACGCAGGAACUCGCUUCUCCCGUUUUUCUUCGCUUUCUUCUAAAUAGAAUCAAGCCGAACCCCUCGGACCCGGGUGUUGUUGUUGUUUUUGCUGCUUCGACUCGGCCGCUCGAGAGCGAUGCCCAGGUCCCCGCCGAGACACACGGGUCUGAACAGAUAAACUUGUGUCCAACUGGGCGGUCGAGAUUUCGGGAUCCCUUUUCCGAGGCGAAUUCCCUAGUUUGAGGAACUCGGGAAAGAAACUGUUCUGGGAGAAGAAGAAGAAGAGGAGGAGGAGGAGUGAGAAGGGGCCCUUAUUUAAGUGAAUGCUAGAGACAUGAUCAUGACUGCGGCAUGGGAGUGACGUGACAUCAGCACUGGACUUUCCCUCCAAACAUCCUUAUAUCCACACACCCACACCAUGUGCUUCUCUCUUCGGGGUGGCAAAACUGACUGAAUGAACGACUACGCUGAGAAAGAUUGUGCGAGUGUGAAAAUGGACGAGUCUGCGCUCCUGGACCUCUUAGAGUGUCCGGUGUGCUUGGAGCGGCUGGACGCUACGGCGAAGGUGCUGCCGUGUCAGCACACGUUUUGCCGACGCUGCCUGCUUGGAAUCGUGGGGUCGCGAGGAGAACUGCGCUGCCCAGAAUGCCGCACGCUUGUGGAGAGUGGCGUGGAUGAGUUGCCUAGCAACAUCCUCCUGGUACGGCUGCUGGACGGUAUCAAGCAGAGGCCGAGGAGGACGGGAAGCAUGCACGGAACAUGUGCUAAUGGAUCCGCGAUGGCAGGGAUCCGAGCGCAGGGCGCUGGAGGAGGCCAGAGGGAUCCCGGUUCCACGGGGGCGCAGUCUCAGAGGGUCCAGGCCAAGAGCACUCCAGUUAGGGGAGUCCCUCAGCUGCCUUGUGCCAAGGCUUUAUACAACUAUGAUGGCAAAGAACCCGGAGAUCUUAAGUUCAGCAAGGGUGACAUCAUCAUCUUGCGCCGGCAGGUGGAUGAAAACUGGUACCAUGGAGAGGGAGGAAUCCAUGGAUUCUUCCCCACUAACUUUGUCCAGGUCAUCAAACCUCUACCACAGCCACCCCCUCAAUGCAAGGCCCUGUAUGACUUUGAGCUGAAAGACAAGGAGGCUGACAAGGACUGCUUGCCAUUUUCAAAGGAUGAUAUUCUUACUGUGAUUCGUCGUGUGGAUGAGAACUGGGCAGAAGGCAUGCUGGGAGAUAAGAUUGGCAUCUUCCCUAUAUCGUAUGUGGAGUUUAACAGUGCAGCACGACAGCUUAUAGAACUGGACAAGCCAUCUGAAGGUGGAGGAGACUCCAGUGAAGGGCCGUCCUCCUCUUCAUUGGGACCCCAGGCUAACGGCUCCCAGAAAGCCACUGGAGAGAAGAAGAACAGUAAGAAGCGACACUCUUUCACCUCUCUGACUAUGUCCCAUAAGCCCUGCCUGGCCCCUCCACCCCAGAGACACUCCAUGGAGAUCAGCGGACCAGUUCUGAUUAGCUCCUCCAACCCCACAGCAGCGGCACGGAUCGGAGAGCUCAGCGGGGGCCUGUCCUCCAGCGCACCUUCACAGGUUCACAUUUGCACAACAGGACUCAUUGUUACUCCUCCACCAAGCAGUCCUGUCACCACAGCGACAGUUUUCACAUUUCCUCCAGAAACCAGCUAUGCCUCUAUUCCAGUGGAUUCUCUUCCUCCUCCACCUCCUCCUCCACCUCAGUCACAGUCCUCCGCUGUGGGCGCUGCCGCCUUGAAUUCUACUCAGAGACCUUCGCCCUCUGCGGGUGACCAGAGUGGCCGUCAGAGACCCACGGUGUACGUGGCAAUGUUUCCCUACACGCCUCGUAAAGAAGAUGAGUUGGAAUUGAGGAAGGGUGAGAUGUUUUUGGUGCUGGAGCGCUGUCAGGACGGCUGGUUUAAAGGAACAUCCAUGCACACCGGCAAGAUCGGAGUGUUUCCUGGUAACUACAUGAGUCCUGUCAACAGGACUGUUUCUGGCAGCAGUCAGCCAAAAGUUCCCCUGACCCUGUGCUCUCAGGCGGGACGUGGUAUCACCAUCGUCAGCCCCUCCUCUACUUCUCUUGGAGCUGCCUUGGGGAGUGUCGACCCCAGCAAACCCCUUCCCAUGUGCCCUAAUCCCACCCCGUCUUGCCCACUGCCUGCUGCUGUAGUGUCAGCAGCACAUAUACCCACUGGACAGCACCCCAAAGUGCUCAUGCACGUGACUUCACAGAUGACCGUCAACCAGGCACGCAGUGCGGUCAGGACAGCUGUGAGUCAUAGUCAGGACCGGCCUACAGCAGCAGUAACGCCCAUCCAAUCCCACAAUCCUGUGUCCUACCUUCCUAGUACAGCUGUGGUUCUUCAGGCGUCACCCGUCCUCGGCUCCAGCCCGGGAUCCUCCUCAGCCAGAGUCGGUGUGGCUAUGAGCUGUGCCGCCGCCUCCUUGACCCCUCCUAAUGUUAGCGCUGCUUCUUUAGACAGUGAUGCCAUGAGACCAGUCUCUGUUGUAGCACUUCCUGUGAACCAUGGUGGCACAAAGUCUCUUGGUUCCGCUUCGAAUCAUGGUGUUGCUUGUAGACUGGAUAAAGACUGCAAGAGAGAAAAGAAAGGCCUGCUGAAACUGCUGUCUAAUAAAAAGAAGCUCCGCCCAUCUCCCCCGUCCUCCCCUACACUGGAGGCGGAGCAGUCUGUUGCCAUGGAAAUGCCCCAGGGGGGAAUCGGGCAUGAAAUGGCUGCACCCGGCUCUUCAGUGGUUGUUGUAGGACACAACGGCCGUGCUGGUGUCUGUCCGAUGGAUUCUGAGCUCUCUGCAUCCUCCUCUUCAUCAAACACAGACGCAGCGUCACACAGAAGCAGCUCCCAGGACAACACUGCCCCAAUCGCCCCGGCCCCACGACAGCCAUGCUCCUCCCUCCUCUCCAUGCAGCAUGACGGCCGGCCAAUCGUGUGUGAGAGGUACCGUGUGGUGGUGUCCUACCCUCCCCAAAGCGAAGCAGAGCUGGAACUCAAGGAGGGAGACAUUGUAUUUGUGCACAGAAAACGAGAGGACGGCUGGUUUAAAGGAACACUUCAGAGAAACGGCCGAACCGGGUUGUUUCCUGGCAGCUUUGUUGACAGUAUCUAACACACAUGAACGUAAUAUCCAGAUAUCAAAUUCUCCAUCACUGAAAACACAGCACUGAACUUCAGCCUUAAUAGUUCAGAGUGAUGGGAGGGACUGGGCUGCUUUGGACUGUUGAGCGAACUGUGAGGGUCAUCAGUUGCAUGGAUUCGACCACAGUCUAAUGAAAAUCUCAAAACCAACUAGACCGGUCGUAGUCGUUCAGCGGUAGAUCAAAUACUUUUCCUAAAGCACAUGGAAGCAACAAAGUUUUAGCCGUUCUGACUAGGCCCCUUAUUUUUAGCACAGUAGAUGAAGUCGUGAUAGGAUUCGUUAAUUUAUGCAUCUGUAACAUUUCGAAGACUAUUAAUGUGUGCCUUGUACUGUCUCACUUUACUGUAUAUAAGCAAAGCGAAGCUGAUCUGAGUCAUGACAAGAACAAUAUGAAUUUUCUUCAACGUUUAACUUAUUUUUGUUUCGUAGGAAUGGAGUUUUUUUUUUUUUUUUUAGGGAAGCUUUGUUAUGUGAGCUGAUUGGUCAAUGCCUGUAGAACCUGAAUAAUGUCACUGAUGGUCAUUUGCUUGAAAUAAAACAAUGAAUACCAGA